Molecule: messenger RNA, 1512 nt
Organism: Cuscuta campestris
Lineage: Eukaryota; Viridiplantae; Streptophyta; Magnoliopsida; Solanales; Convolvulaceae
Source: the annotation of a GenBank genome assembly
GUUCGCCCAAGCGCUCCAACGGGAAGAAUUCUUGGACUAUAAAUUGGAAGGCAAAUAGCAACAAUUCAGGGGGGAAACACACGAGAGAAUAAAGCAGCGGCCAAGCAGCUGCUAUGGCGGACGGCCGGCAGACGCGAACCGGCGGCGGCAAAAGCUCCGGCGAGCGGUGGGCAGUCUCCUCCAGCUCCAAUUUCUUCAUCUUCUUAUCUUCUUCAACAAUUUGAUGGAUAUGGAAAGAAUGCUCUCGCCCCACAUGCAGCUGAGACGUACCCUGCAAGGAAUUGAGGUUGCUUUUCAUAUUGAAGAAGCAAGGAAGAGAUUCCGCACUUAGGGGGACACGGUUCUUACAACCCCCAAUGGUCGUAGAUUCAGCAAACCUUGACGAGUUAGGUUACUAGCAAGGUGUUGAUGGCUUCCCCUAUGAUCCUAAAUUGAGGAUAUUACUAUUUGUGCAUGCCCUGCCGAGAUUGGAGCUCACUGUAGAGUCCCCCUUUUCCUUGUAGUUUUUUCAGUGGUGGAGCACGUGCACGAUCGGCUGCCGAUAUCAUCUCCAUUUCAAGAAUUUUGUACACCUUGUUGGGAAAGAGGUUUGACAUCACUAUUGUUGAUCUUGUCUGGUUGUUUGGGCUGUACACAUUUGAUGAGACCCUUAGCGCUGAUUUUGCCUUUCUACCUGACAAAUUUGAUCUUGAGUUUGAUGUCACCUCAUUCUGGCGAACUCACUCCUGUGGCCAUGCAAUGUUCGAUCGUGGGUUAAGUCCCUUGAAAUUGUUUUGAGAAAUUCUUGGAGAAUCUUGAGCCACUCCUUGGCUACUAGCUGUUUUGGCGACAAUGCAAUUGUUGUAUGUGAGGCGGAUCUACCUUUUUUCUAGAGUUUGGAAACUCGCACAUCGGUGAAUUUGGCAACAUUUUUAGCAUGAUUCCAAUAUGACCAGUAUAUAAGUGACUGUCCAUUCAUGGUGUGUGGACCCCUCGUUACUCUGCUCGCCAGAGGAUUGCAGCCAGAUAUGGUCAUUCCAAAGCUCAUACUAGAGGCCCACAGUAUGUUCAGAGCAUUAGUUGAGUAUCUGAUCAGCAUGGGAUUACGAAGGCAGGAUAGUAUGUUUAGGGAGGCUUUCCGAGGCAGUUCAUCUAGAGUAGGCACUCCAACAGCUAUGGCACCACCACCUCCCUGUGUUCCCACAUCUUUCAAGGAGCUAGCAGAAUGAUGUUGCAGAACUCGAUAUUUCCAUUCAGUUUCGCUUUCAGAGCAUUGAGGCACAACCAAUGGCACAGAGGGAACUUUUAGCCACGAUCAUGGAGUAUGUUCAAUAUUGCGGAGGUGGCCAUGCAUCUACUCGUGGUCAAGAGGAGUAAACAAUGUCGGACGUUAGGGAUUGUGUGAUCCCUACUUUUUCUUUUUGCUGAUUAUUACAUCUUAAUAUUUGAACUUGACUUUGGUGAUUGAUUUGAUUUAAAAUGGAAAUCUUUGUUAUGCUUCUUGUGAACACAUGUGGGGAUGUUUUCAUAUUU